AUGAAGUUUUGGGUUAAGGCCAUCACCGACCAUAAUGUUCAAGAACAGCUUCUUGUGAAGGCGAGUAAUUCGCUGGAGCUUAUGAUGGAGCUUGGCAGACUUCUCAACACCCACGUCACGUGGAUGUCGGUCUCCGAUUUUCAGACUCAGGUGGUGGAGAAGCUCAACAAUGGGGCUGAAAUUCUUACAGUGAAAGUCGUCACGUCAAAAAUGGCGGGGCAGCUAUGCGAUGGGGAGACUAGUUUCACAGGCAUCGAGCCGUACAUACAGCACCCAGCACCAGCCCAGGCGGAGCAUUCGCAAGUGUCAUGCAAAGAGGAUGAAGACUGGCCAUUUUCGUUGCGGAGUCCAUGUGUUUCGGAGAGGAGAGCAAAUGCUCGCCCCUCCACGGCAUGUCAGUCACUGCUUAUAACCCCGCCAGUGGAUCAGAUUUGUCUUACUCGCAACGACCUUGAGCUGAUCCUACACUCUUUACACGCUGGAGCCUACGCUGAUGUAGUCUCUGGAUGCUUUGUUCGUAUUCGUGAGAGGAAAGAGUACGCCCUGUAUCAAAUUAUACGUAUAUCCAAUAGUGUAAACUUGUUACUGGAUAUGAUUCACUACGAGGAAGUACGUCCAUUGGAGGCGGUGAGUAAUGCCCCUCCGGUGACUAAGGAAGUGAACACGUGGAGUAAGAAGAUGAUAUCAGCGUCUAGGCCCUUCAUGGCCCCAGGGUUUGUUGAGGCUAAGUUGGGCGAUCUUGAUUCGCUGCUGCGAGCUGCGCGAACCGCGCUGCAGGAUCAAGUCGUUCAGACAGGCACCUUUACUUCUCCGACUCCCCCUGCCGUUGGUAGAGACCCGCAAGGACGACGAAGACACCUAAGUCUGUUUGCGCGUUCCCGCAUGUAUCCGUACUUCUCUCUCGGGCGACUUGUUCUUAAGAUCAAUGAUGUUCUUUUGCAUGCGCAGAUUCAUAUUAUUGAGGAACCUGAAGCUGACAGCUUUGAUUUUGUUCUCUUUGCGACCCGGCACAGCAACAGUGGGAGUGAAAAAGUCCGUCUCUCAGAUUUUGCUGGUUGUAUGAUUGAGCUAAACAAAGGCGGCGAGUCACCAGUGAUGGUGAGUGACCGGGACAUGACAGUCAAGGGGUAUGAGGUGUUUUGUGCUCCGCAGAAGUGGGAUUGUCAGUAUGUGGCGUUAGGGCGAAUUCAACCAUCCUUCGACAAUGUUCCCUACUUUGAUGAGAGUAAAAAAUACGUCCAGAAAUUUACGGUACUCACUGGAAGGUUUUUAACGGGCUUAUUUAACCUCCCGACGAGCACGGCGCUUCCCAUUCCAACAUGGGCGCAGACGGAGGGGGUUUCCGCGCGCAUUAUACGUCCUCACCUUGUGGUGCAUAGAGAGCAGUUACAUGUGUUUUACCUUGUUCGCAUUGUGGCUUCGCAUCCGCCGCUCAGUUCCAACUCGUCUCGAGUGUGGGGAGGCAGUUUAUUGGGCGGGGUUAACGUGAGUGGAGAUGGUGCCUCCAUUGGAAACGGUUCCGGGGACGAUAAGAAUGCGGCAGAUGCUGCCACAACCUCCAUCGGUAAUGUUUCAUACGAGGGCAGUUUUGCCGAAAAUUCCGUAGCUGGAGUUUGCCGCUACGGCCUCGCUCAUGCGGUCUCCACAGAUCCAAAGCUGCGUACAUGGAAGUUGCUAACCGAAAAGGAGCCCCUAUUUCCAUAUUCUCAUUUUAUGCCCGUCUUCACUGCAGCCUCUAUCUCCCCGUUCCCUGUAGUACGUGAUUCUGAGGAUGUCGCUUCUACACCGUUGAAGACUGGGGAGAAGGUGCUUCAACUUCUUUGGCACGAGGAGGACUUUGCCUCGCGGCAAGCGGCAGCCUCCACGCAUCGUUAUUCCCGUAAUUUUUUGUCGUUGAGUCCUAACAAUAGUAAUCGUGUUCUUUUACCCUUUGAACACUUAGUAAACACUCACGAGGAGGCGUUGCCGGAGCAUUGGGUGCAAGAGCCGUGCUACUCUUCCAUGCGCACGGAUGUGGAUUCCCUCAGGGUUGGCGUUGCCUCGCUUUCCUUGUGUGAGCACGACGGUGCCACGUUUGCGGCCUGUGUGCAACAAGAUGUCCAUCAAAAUUCCACACUAACGGUGCUGCCCGUGAUGAAUGGGUCAUAA
This is a messenger RNA of Trypanosoma rangeli, 2148 nucleotides long. RefSeq lists its product as uncharacterized. Lineage: Eukaryota; Euglenozoa; Kinetoplastea; Trypanosomatida; Trypanosomatidae. The record is from RefSeq and is a predicted model, not a curated record. Gene Ontology annotation, molecular function: DNA binding. The coding region runs from base 1 to 2148 and encodes 715 amino acids. The transcript has a single exon.